AUGGAGAAGUUGGACGAAGGCAUGUUCGGGAUUCUUCUCAAGUUCGUGCGCCCAGAAGAAGCAUGCAGGCUGGGAGCAACAUCCAGAACGUUCUUGCGAUGGACGGAACAGAGCGCUCUGUGGAAAGGCUGGUGCGAAGAAGCGUUUCCUUCGAUCACGACCUCCCCUGCGAAGAAGACUGUGCGCGUGCUUUGUGAGCGCGUGGAGACAGACUCUGAGCGCGCGCGCGCAUACAAGCGGCUGUACGCCGCGCCGCAAGGGAGCCAGCGCGCAUCUCAGAGCGUUCCGGCGGAACCUCCUUCCGCUCCCUCCUGGUCUGGCCUCGUCUCUCAGCUCCAAGAUUCCGUCCUUCUGGUGGACGUGUUUGCGGGAGAGGAGGCUGUUCUGGCAUGCUCGAUCGACGGGGAAAGAAUGACCCCCGCAGCUGGUGACAGAUAUUGGAGCGUCAAAGUCGAAGCAACUCAUAUUCCAGCGGCGGAGAAAUGGCUGAGAGUCGCUUUCGAGGAGGACCGGAACACUCGGGUGAAUGCGAGCAUGAUCUCCCGGUUGCUGGCUGGGGAGCCCCCGGGGGAGCCCCUCCACGCCCCGGCUGAACGUCACGACAUCCUGGCCUUCUCAUGCAAGAUGAUGCGCAAAAGCGACGGCGGAGAAGUGCGCGCGCUUAUUGAUAAGGCGGCGCUUUUCACGGUGGAGGUCUGGCCCAGGCGCUGGGAAGAGUCAGAUUUUCAGAGGUAUCUGCUCGAACUUACCCUCAUCAGCAGGUGA
Molecule: messenger RNA, 765 nt
Organism: Klebsormidium nitens
Lineage: Eukaryota; Viridiplantae; Streptophyta; Klebsormidiophyceae; Klebsormidiales; Klebsormidiaceae
Source: the annotation of a GenBank genome assembly